AUGAAGUCUAUGAACAUCUUGAUCGCUCGGAGGAUACUUGCAAUUGGAUCAAGGGGAGAAGCCGGUGUCGGUAAGAGUGUUCUUGCUGAGUGGGUUCAAGGGAGAAUCGCACGUCCUCUUGACUACAAGUCUUACACUAUCCUUUCUUAUAACUUCCCUUGGGACUCUCCCAAAGAAGCUACGUCACUUGCUUGCAUCAAGAGUUUUGUCUUCCAGCUCCUUGAGCGAAGUGUCGGUGACGUUGAGCUCUAUGGUCGUCUUGUCAAGGCCCUUGAGGCAUACUCCAAGACUUCCAACGCUGCUGGUCUUGAGGCUACUCUUUGGGAUACCCUUCACACUAGUCUCCAUGCUUCUAAGAGUGCGGGCACCUCGUUCAUCCUGUUGACUGAUGGUUGCGACGAGAUGGCUGGCGGUGUCAAAAGUGCUGUCAGCUUUCACCAAACCCUCCAGAGCUAUGUCGCCGACCUCUCCCGCACACACAUCAUCACCUUCUCGCGUAAGGUCGAUGGCCUCAAGGACGUCAAAAGCUUCCAGAUCAAGGAGAAGGAGGUCCAUGAGGACCUUCGAUCCCAUCUAAAGCAGACCCUCUUCAAGUCGCGCCAUUUACACCACAUCACUCAUAUCAACCGCAAGAAGUUCAUCAACGAUCUUAUCGUCAAGUCCAAGGGUCGCUUCCUCUGGGCUUUCUACGCCGGGCGUCUUCUUCUUCUUAAGAAGUCUCGUAAGGGCUUUUUCGCCACUACAAAGAACCUCAGCGCUAAUAUCUCGGAGAUUCUUCGUCUUGCUGUUGACAAGUUAAACUUGAAGCAGAAUGAGACACUCAAGUAUCUACUCUCUUUUAUGCUAAUCACCGAUAUCCCAUUCUCCGUCCAAGAGAUUGCAGAACUUCUCUCCACCGAUCUCCACAAGCGAGCCAUGCUUCCCACUACCUUUAACAUCUCCAAGAUUAUCUCUAAGCACAGCAAAUUCCUCAUCAUUCGAGGCGGCCGUCUUCACUUUCGCAACCCUGUUAUCCAAUCGUACUUCCGUAGUCUCCUCGGCAAGUCACUCCUCUCCGCCAAGGAAGCUCAUUCACAGCUAACUCUAAGAAUGCUUCUACCCCGCGUCCACCAGGAUACCAUUAAGCUCUACGAACUUGCCCUCCGCGUUCGCGAGACUUACUUCAGUGAGAAGCACGUCAGUAUCCUUCAGAGUCUCAUCGCCCUUGGUCACAUUCAUAUCAAGUUCUCUACCUCUUCCGAUACACACCUCUGCGGAGCGCGAUACUUCUACCGCGCUGCUAAACUCGGCAAGAUCAUCCUCUCUAAGACAAGCGUUAUC
Molecule: messenger RNA, 1320 nt
Organism: Fusarium tjaetaba
Lineage: Eukaryota; Fungi; Ascomycota; Sordariomycetes; Hypocreales; Nectriaceae
Exons: 3
Source: RefSeq, a predicted model, not a curated record